UUGCUGCUCCAAACCUCUACGAAUUGACGACGACCUUGGCGGGAACGAGGAGGGCGAGGAGCUUGCUAGAAGCAACCAAGGACAAGGUCUUGUUGGAGUAGUUAGUACCUCUAACAUUCAUCCACAUCUUGGUGACGAGUCGGGCACAUCAUCGGUCAGCGACAGAGCUGGGGACUACGCGAGUGACGAGUGUAGCAGCAGAGACGAUAUGUCUGCAGAAAGUGACGCCGACCCGGCGUACGAGGUAGGGAAGCCCGGUUACGGCGGGUAUGAGGCUGUGACGGAGCUGCCGCGCGGAGGGUUUGUGGUGGCAACCGAGUCUGCGGGCAACAUCCAGUUUGUGCUUCCACCCGAGACUGUGAAAGACACGAUGAACCUCAAGAUUGCGACGCCCGAGCACUACGUGUUCUCUGAGCGGCGGUUCGACAAGAUGCACGGGAUCAACCUCGGCGAGUUUGAGUUUCCCACGUACUUUAACUUUUUCAUCAAGCGUCGGCAGAUCAACCUCAUCUGCACGGCCGAGGGCGAGGCUGCGGUCCGGCGCAUUUUCCAGGAGACGCUGCUUGGGCCCGAAGUCAUUGACAACGCGGACGAGUUUGGCCCGGCGACGCCCGAGGAGGACCGGCCGGACCUGCGCAAGGAGCUCGACUACUUUGCACACAAUCCGUUCAAUCCGAGCGAGAUGAUGAAGAUCGACGACCUGCUCCGGUUCACGACGUUUGACGACGACGGCGUGGCUGUGGUUGAAGGCGUGCAGAUCAUCCACGACGGCGAGAACUACCGCGUGGAGGAGGAGGGCAAGCUGGUGGCGAUUGUGCCCGAGUUUGUGCACAUUGAUGUCGAACGAGCGGUGGCAGCAUCGCAGCAAGAGUCGUCAGCAGAGAUGUCACACCCUGUGGUGUUUGACCCACCGUCGCUCGGGGUGACAAUGCUCGGGACGUCACAUGGGUUUGACCCUAUCGGGUGCACGACGGGCAUGGUUGUGUGGAUCAAUGGGCGCGGAGUGGUGGUCGACCCACCGCCGCACUUUUCGCUCCACCUCAAGCGCAACCACACGCCGGCGGCGCUCAUCGACGCAGUCAUUCUCUCGCACUGCCACGCCGACCACGACUCAGGCACGUUCCAGCGGAUCAUCGAGGAGACCAAGGUGGUGGUCAUGACAACGCCGACCAUCAUGAACUCGUUUGUUCGCAAGUACUCGGCCAUCACCCGGCUACCAGAGGACUUUUUCUGGACACUCUUUGAGUUCCGACCGGUCAAGAUCGGCGAGCCGGUGAGGUUCCGCGGCGGCGAGUUUGUCUUUCACUACUCGCUGCACUCGAUCCCGUGCAUCGGCUUUUCGCUCCAGUAUGGCGGUAAGUCAUUCAUUUUCUCGGGAGACACGUGCAACGACCCAGAGCGGCUGCGCGGCAUGUACGAGGCCGGCGUUCUUUCGCGGGGGCGAUUUGAGCAGUUGGUCAACUUUGAGUGGCAGCACGACCUCAUCUUGCACGAGGCCGGCGUGCCGCCCAUCCACACCCCGCUCACCACCUUCCACCCGCUCUCGGACGAGAUCAAGCACCGGCUGCUUCUGGUGCACACGGCAAAGAAGGACGUGCCGCCCGAGACCGGACUCUGCACGGCCUCGGCGGGCAUCGAGCACACGGUCCGGCUCGACGUCGACGAGUCGCCACACCGUGAGGCCAUCAUGCUCAUGGACCUGCUCUCGUCGAUCGACCUCUUCCAGCACUUGCCCUUGGCGUACUCGUCGACGCUUCUGCACGCGGCGCGGCGGAAGACCUUUGAAGCUGAAGAGUAUCUGGUGCGGCAGGGCGAGGAUGGCGACACGUUCUUUGUCAUGUCGUCGGGUCUGGUGUGCGUCGAGGUCAACGGCCGCCGGCUCGACAAGACCUUUACCACCGGCGACUACUUUGGCGAGAUCUCCGUCUUUUCGCGCGACAAGCGGACGGCGUCGAUCAUCGCCCUCACCAACGCCGUCAUCUACGAGUUUGGCGGCAACGAGCUCUUUGAGCUCCUCUCCGACGCCGGCGCCAUUGACCGCCUGCGAAACGUCGCCGAGAUGCGCCAGGAGCACUCGUGGGGCGUGAUUGCCGGUAACUCGGUCCUCGCCCGGCUCACCUCGAACCAGAAGACCCAGUUGCAGGGCAUUCUCGAGCGCUGCACGGCCGUGCCCGGCGAGGCGCUGUGGUGCGAGGGCGACGCCUACGAGCACUGUGUCCUGCUCGACGACGCCCAGCUGACCCUCACCUACCCGACCAAGACCACCCUUUCGGCGUCGUCGUCGCUGGCGCUCCAGGGCCAGACCUCGACCCGCACCUUUACCCGCUCGGCCUUCCUCUGCGAACUGUCGGCCCUCGAGGCCGCCCACACCGGCAACGUCUCGGCCGCCGUCCACACUACCGGGCUCGUCAACUCGAGCGAGUCCGAUGCCGUCUACUUUCGCAUCUCGGCCGCGGCCAUGUCCGACUACCUGGCGCGGAAUCCCGGGCUCAAGGUUGCCCUCUGGCACGAGUACUGGCUGGUGUAAACACACGAGUGAACUGCAA
Thecamonas trahens ATCC 50062 is the source of this 2546-nucleotide messenger RNA. RefSeq names its product cGMP-dependent 3',5'-cGMP phosphodiesterase A. Bases 209 to 2527 code for a protein of 772 amino acids. The transcript has 2 exons. Lineage: Eukaryota; Apusomonadida; Apusomonadidae. Gene Ontology annotation, molecular function: 3',5'-cyclic-GMP phosphodiesterase activity. The record is from RefSeq and is a predicted model, not a curated record. Gene Ontology annotation, cellular component: cytosol.